This is a messenger RNA of Drechmeria coniospora, 3585 nucleotides long. RefSeq names its product F-box domain protein. The record is from RefSeq and is a predicted model, not a curated record. Gene Ontology annotation, molecular function: protein binding. NCBI's taxonomy places the organism in Eukaryota, Fungi, Ascomycota, Sordariomycetes, Hypocreales, Ophiocordycipitaceae. Bases 1 to 3585 code for a protein of 1194 amino acids. The transcript has 2 exons.
AUGGCUCGAGACGGCAUGGCCGCUGGGCCAGCCGGCACGGCGGAACGCUCCAGCAUCGAGAAGACGCGCUACUACGUCAGCCCCGACGUGGCCGACCUCUUUCAACAGCUACCCGACGAAAUCAUCGAGCAGAUCCUUCUCGCCACCGACCCAAACGGCUUCGCUUCCCUCGCCCUCCUCAACAGAAAGUGGAGAGCCGUCUCCCAGCAUUCUCAUAUUUAUCAUCAUCACCUCGCCCGCUGCGUCUCCUACCUCUCGGGCAGCGGAGGUCUCCCUCCGGCCGACGAUGACAACCUGCCCCUCCUGCGUCGGCUGUUUGCUCGCGAGGUCAAGCGGAACCUCUUCGACGCGUACCUGCGGCCGAGGGAAACGGUCUACAAGCUCGUGUCAAAUUCCAUCAGCUCCUCCUCCUGCCCCGGCGGCGAGGGCAUGCAGUUUGCCGCGUCACCUUUGGGCCAUCACCUGCUCGCCUACAACUCGUCUCGCCUUUACGUCGUUGACGUCCGUCAAGACACCCUCAAGGUCAAGAGGGAGCUGAAGAUCCUGCGACGGCCUGCCUCGGCCUGCAUUACCGACGAUGCGAACCUCCUCGCCGUGUUGUCGACGGAGAUGCAAGUCGAUCUCUACGACCUCACGAAGCGGCCCCCACAGCGCAAGCACUCGCUCCUUCUCGACAACAAACCCCGCGCAAUCGCCAUCUCCUCAUGCGGUUCCGUUCUCGCUGCUGCCUACGAUGGUGGCAUCGAGGUCUCCUCGUUGCACCCGAAUGCCUCCUCCACCGACAGCAGAGCCGUCAAGUGCGACGCCGUCGACAACCUUGCCUUCUCGCCUGACGGCAGCCAAAUCCUCGGCACGACGAUACACUCGACUCCUCCCAGCACCGUCAUCCUCACCGCCCCGUACUACGAUCCCGGAAGCCAGUUUGCCGACAACCUCAGCGCCAUGUGGACGACCUCGAUCCUCUUCCCCAACACGAGUCGCGAUUGCAGCCACGCCAUACUGCUCCAAGACGGCACCCAUGGCGAGGCCGAGUGGACCUUUACGUACGAUCGAAGCUUCGAAACCUUUCGUGCCGUUCGCUUCGAUGACCUCCGAAACGGUACCACCUACUUCACCGGGCCGAAUCCAAAAGCAUCCGACCAGUCGAAGCUACUCCCCUGCACUCUUCCAUCCGCCACCUUCCACGGCGACCUCGUCUCCUCAGCCUUCCAGGCCAGCGAGGUUUGGAUGUACGGCCUUCCGCGAGACUUGGCCGCCGUGCCGGUGACGACCUCGGACCACGACGCGCCCCUGGACCCUCCGGUGCCUGGUCGACACAGCACCGGUCCGGCCGGUCUUUGCCGCCGUGCGUCGACGCGGACCCAGGAGAGCGAGGCUGAGAGGAUUCCCCAGUGGCAGCUUCUCUGCGACAACUCGAGGAACAACGUCGUGUCUGGCCGCAAGAUCACCGAACUUGCUGGCUUGAGCAGCGUCAAGUGGGUUGCUGGUUUUGCAGCAGCAUCGUCCAAGGAGCGACUCGUCAUCACCGCUCGAGGUGUGGCCGGUCCCAGGCUUGUUACGGACGAGGAAGACGUUGACUUCGUCGACGGCAGCCGCGUCACCUUGCUCGAUUUCGACUAUGGCCUCGUCGACGGUCACCGGAACGAAGUCACCAUCGACGUGGGAACCGAUGAUGCCGAGGUGCUCGAGGAGGAGACGCGCGAUAUAGAAGCAGAAGUCGCCAUCAUUCGACGAAGGACCGUUGCGCAGAAGCGAGCCGGUCGACACCCCCUCCUUCGAGCGACGACCACCUUGGACCGGGAAUCGGCCGCUGGGUCCAACGUGCAACCCGACGGCGGCGGCGGCGGCGGCGGCGGCGACGAUGACGACCCGCUGGCCCCUAGGAUCAUGGGAAAACCCCACGCCAGUCGUCAACCUGUCGCUGUGGAGGCCGAGACGGCAUCAAUCGAGGAGCAGGAGGCGUUGGAUGCGCCAUACGCCCAUGCCAGCCCUCGAUCGGGAACGACCCUCCGUCGAGCUGCCACGGCCGCCGCCGCCAACCGAAGGCUGAACCCGACAACGGCCGAUGGUCGGCCGAUUGAAUAUCGACGCGCCGACGGACGAGACGAGCAUCCUCAUGAGAGCGACGCCGAUAACUGGGUGCCACCCCCUCCGCCGUACCAGAAAGAAGAUCCCGGCGAUCUGCCGGCAUUCAUGCGCGGUCCUUCGGUAGCACCGCUACACUCCGUGCCACCGCUGCCGCUUGGAAACCCGGCCGAAGCGGAAAACCACGUGGCCCAACCACGUUUGGGUCGUUCGCAUCAGAGAACCGCGAGUGAUUCGACAACACUCAGUCGACGCCUGGCCGGGAAUAUGCCACGACCCAGAUCGAGCCCGUCGAUCCAGUCGUUGUACGAAGGCCCGGAUGAUUUGUACGACGUCUCGCCGCCGGCCUCUCCAUCCAUGAGCCUGACGGAGCUCAAUGAACGCCAGCUAUCCAGCUCUUACUCCAACGUCACAGCCGUGUCCAUGGUUUCGUCCUCUGCAAGCGCUGGCACCGAAACAUUUCGGUCGCGGCCAAGAAUCCCGUCGACAACCUCAUCCACCAGAUCAUCAACUCCUACCGUGGGCAACGACCCGGCUGGUCCAAGUCAUCCGCCUUUGGAGCCACAUUUUCCAGACUCUCCUUCGAACGGUACACGUCCAGCAGUUGCCACGGAAAGACGGCUGGUGACGUCCCGAACGUGGCCGCUACAGCUUCCGUCGCAUGCAGAGGCAUCACCGUUAGCCGCGAAUCCUAUGAUUUACCCAGUACCAGCCCCGCUGUCCAGCAUGACGGCUUAUUCUCUGGAAAAUUCUCUGCCACCGGCUCCCAGCUCUGGCCAACUCGCAAGUCUGAACAAGAGGAUGAAUCAGGGCAAUCCCCGUCAGCUCUCGGGCGGCAUGCACAUCCAGCAGGCCCUGGCAAGCAGUGCAAACAGCGAAUGCCGGCCAGGUCACAGAGCUGCUGCGCUGCGGCAAUGGCAGAGCGGCGGCGGAGGCAGACCGAUCACCGAGGUUCCGAUGCCCGAGUAUGAUUGCCCCCUGAUUAUUAGCACGCCCAAGGGAGUCUCGGGCGCUUUCGACUCUCCUAGCCGCCGCACAUCCGGGCGCAGCAGGACCGAGACGCAGAUACUCUCACCCAUUCCUCAACAUCCCCGACUCAACAGCUCCACCAACGCCCAUUCGACCGUCGAGCGGCUCGAAACCAUCUACAGGCCUAGAUCAUUGCAGAGUGGACAGUCGACCUCGGCGGUGCUCAAGCCCAAGACUAGGUCCAAGCCCAAAACCAAGCCAAGCGCGUUGCCGGGUUGGCUCAGGUCGACGGCGACCCCGUUGAGGAUGAGUCCAACGGGCGUUAGCAGACAAGCCAGCAAGGCGAAGCGAAGCGCAGCCAAAAAUAUGCAGGAUGCGAGGAAGAAGGGAUGGACGGGGAAGAAGAAAAAGCAGCGCAUGGAGGGCCAAAUGGACUCUGGCGUUGCGAAUGUGGCUCCGAGUCAGGAUGGCGGUUGGAGAGAUGUGUCACCGCCAUUGGUGCAAAAGGGAAAGAAGUGCGUCGUCAUGUAA